This is a messenger RNA of Meriones unguiculatus (Mongolian gerbil), 4686 nucleotides long. It is a transcript of the gene Vash1, whose product is annotated as vasohibin 1. The record is from RefSeq and is a predicted model, not a curated record. The transcript has 7 exons. NCBI's taxonomy places the organism in Eukaryota, Metazoa, Chordata, Mammalia, Rodentia, Muridae. Gene Ontology annotation, biological process: regulation of angiogenesis. Gene Ontology annotation, cellular component: cytoplasm. Bases 8 to 1111 code for a protein of 367 amino acids.
UUUAGGGAUGCCAGGGGGAAAGAAGGUGGUCCCGAGUGGCAGCGGCGGUGCCUCCCCGAACGCAGCCGCUGCUGCCGCCGCCGCCCACCCUGGCAUUAAACGUUUGGAGACCAGCGAAGGGGCCUCAGCACAGAGAGACGAGGAACCGGAGGAGGAAGGGGAAGAGGACCUACGAGAUGGAGGCGUCCCCUUCUUCAUCAACCGAGGUGGACUGCCCGUGGACGAGGCUACCUGGGAAAGGAUGUGGAAGCACGUGGCCAAGAUCCACCCGGACGGAGAGAAGGUGGCUCUGCGGAUCCGUGGGGCCACAGACCUGCCCAAGAUUCCCAUACCAAGUGUGCCUACUUUCCAGCCGACGACGCCCAUCCCUGAGCGCCUGGAAGCCGUGCAGCGCUACAUCAGGGAGCUGCAGUACAAUCACACAGGGACACAGUUCUUUGAAAUUAAGAAGAGCAGACCUCUGACAGGGCUGAUGGACCUAGCCAAGGAAAUGACCAAAGAGGCUCUGCCAAUCAAAUGCCUGGAAGCUGUGAUCCUGGGAAUUUACCUCACCAACAGCAUGCCCACCCUGGAACGCUUCCCCAUCAGCUUCAAGACCUAUUUCUCAGGGAACUACUUCCGCCACAUUGUGCUGGGGGUGAACUUUGGGGGCCGCUAUGGGGCCCUGGGCAUGAGCCGGAGGGAGGACCUGAUGUACAAGCCUCCGGCCUUCCGCACCCUCAGUGAGCUCGUGCUGGAUUACGAGGCGGCCUACAGCCGCUGCUGGCAUGUGCUGAAGAAGGUAAAGCUGGGUCAGUGCGUGUCCCACGACCCCCACAGUGUGGAACAGAUCGAAUGGAAGCACUCGGUGCUGGACGUGGAGAGGCUGGGGCGGGAGGACUUCCGCAAGGAGCUGGAGCGCCAUGCUCGAGACAUGCGUCUCAAGAUUGGCAAGGGGACAGGCCCUCCUUCUCCCACAAAGGACCGAAAGAAGGACGUUUCCUCUCCACAGAGGGCCCAGUCCAGCCCCCACCGCAGAAACAGCCGCAGUGAAAGACAGCCUUCAGGGGAGAAGAAGCCUGCAGAGCCCAAAGCCAUGCCAGACCUCAAUGGGUACCAGAUCCGAGUGUGAGGCGGAUGCCAGCACUCCUACGCUUUCCUCUGCUUCUGGAGACUCAGACCCACCUGCACAAAAUAAUCUACUUUGUUCAAGCAGAGAUUGGUGAUGGGGUGGGCUGCGGGUGGGAGGGAAGAAGGAUGUGUUGCAGUUCAACCCCUAGUGACUUCCCCUCCCAUGGAGCCAAGCCCCUAACUUUGGGCCAAGAAGCAGUAUUUUAUUUGGAAUUUUAGCCCUACAAAGUAAAAUUUAAGGUAUUUGGAGGGAAAGGCAAAUGGGCAUGCUGAUAGCUGUCAAGGCCUGCAAUCUCUGAGCACUGUGUGGCUUGGGGAGGAGGGCUUGCUGUUUCUGUGGUGCCCCUUCUUUGGGAGCCUCGCCAGCCUGUGGGGUGAGGGUGGGGUGGGGUAAGGAUGGAGGUGUUUCUCCGGCUGGGCCUAUCCUGGCAGAAUUACGGCCCAGGGAAAGGGAAGCAGGGUAGGGGUUCUCCUGAGAAAGGACUGCUUAUUUCUCAAAUCGGGAACUUGGCAAACGUGGAAGCCUGUGGCUAGGAGAGCCCUCAGGUCAGUGUGACUCUUUAGACAGUACUGUGCACCCCUACACACAUCCUCACUAUAGCCAGUUUGGGAUUAGGCUAUGGGAAAACCAGGAAAGGGACUAUAGUGGGAAGAGUUCCUGGCCCCUAGCAUGUCUGCUGGUUCCACCGACUACUGCUGCAGCCCAGGGGCUCACUAUAAAAGGGCUGGGCUUUGUAGAGGGCCCAGAGUCGCACUGGGGAUACUACAACCUUGAGAAACUGGAAACUGGCUGGGCCCUGGCUAGUUGAGUGGGCCCCUCUAGUUGUGUGAGAUGGGGCUCUUCUCCCCCCUUCUGAUAACCUCAGCCCUUGCUGGGGAAACAAGACCAGACCAGGACGCCUAUACCCCAGGCCCACCUUUCCUGCCUUAGCUGCCCAUUUAAGCAAUUUUAGCAGUUCAUUGGAGCAAUGGCAGGAAAUAGCAGAGGUUGUCUGUGUUCUGGCCCUCAGGCAUAUAUCCCUGGUAGGAAAGGGAGGUGUGGAGAGGGGCUGUGGGGGCUAGAAGAGGAGAGACAUCCCUGGAGUUGGGAGUGUAAGUGAGAAGGACUGUGGGAGGCAGUUCUGGAUGAGGCUACAUGGGACCUGAGUUCCCUGCAGCACAGAUGGCGUUUGUCAGGUUGCUGGAGGCUUCAAGUGACAAGAGAACAGCUGGCUGAGGUGACCAUUAGGGGGCUUUACUGAGAGGUAGAGGCAGCCUGGGCAGUUGCCAAUAAGGCUGCAACGAGCUGAGGGCUUGGAUAAGAGAGACUGAACUAGGGACUCAAAUGCCUACGGGGCCAGCAGGUAACACAGAAGAGGGCUGGGUGGGUCCUACAAAAGAGCAUAUCCCAGUAAAGUGGGCUGCUGCCAUUCUACUGUUCCCACAGUGCAGGCCCUAAGGGGUAGUUUUUUUGGUUUGUUUUGUUUUUAAUUUUUUUAAGGCCAGGACUCUGAAUUAAUACAUGAAUUAAAAAUUUUAAAAGUCAACAAUCAGUUCAAGAAAUUCUCACCAUAGGUGAGAGAGUACCAGUCUGCAGUGUCUGGGGUAGAGAGAGCUUGGGCUGGUUGUGAGGAGCCUCCUGUUGUGCUGUAGGUGGAAAAUGACGGUUUUAAGUUUCCCAAAGGCAGAAAGGGCCACUUCCUUACCCCAUCCUAUAGGCAGAGAUCAUGUUUGUGGUUGUUGGGUCACCAGAGUAGGGAGAGUGGGGUAGAGUGGUAAAGCUCUUGCCUGCCUGGAAUGGAUGGUGGCUGGAAGUAAAGGAACAGGAGGAGGGAUGCCCUUGCUGAUGACAUGAGCAAGGCUAGCUUGCUCAUUACACCAGAAGCUCCUGGGCCCAGAGCCAGGUGCAGUAAGGCCCAGCACAGGCACCACGGGAGGCCAGCUGUUUAGUCCCUGUCUCACCUGGUUCCUCUAAUGCAUAGCCCUGCCCCUAGGCUACACCCCUGGCCAGACACUAUUUGAUCCAUCCCAGAGUUCAUGGAGUAGGGGCGGUUAGUCCCACUGUUCCCAUGCCCACCUUAAGAGGUGCAAGGCUGGACAAGAUCUUUUCUGGAUCUAAAUGUGGCUGUUUAUCCUUAGAAGGGCAGCCCUAUAUGUCUCUAGGAACUUCCAGAUAUGACAAACUAUGGGAGAAAGGGGUGUGAGGAAAGCUGGAGUUGGGUAUAUCUGGAGAACAGCUCCAGGUCCCAGAGCCUGAGGGACAUUCAGGCCGGUUACUUCCCCUGAGGCUCAGGAAAGGUUGCUGUUUGAACCCUGACUUGUUCAGGGCGUGGGGGUGAGCAGCUGUGACCCCCUGCUAUUCACCUCUUCCCAAGCUAAGGACGUCUGGCCUGUGGACAGUCCUAGGCCACAGUGGUGCUUUUUAUUUUUUACUCUUUCUCAUAUGUAGCAAGCCAUCCUCCCCUCUGCAGCCGUCUAUGCAGGCUGUGCUCUCUGGGGCUGGCCUGGUUGUAUGGUUUCUGGGGAGGCAGAGGCAGGGACUUUGAGGCCUUAGUCACCAUCCAUGCUGUCACUUCAUCUCAUUUCCUGCGAGGGACAGAGGUCUGGCAGAUGUGAACUCCAGACCACCUGACUUAGGCCUGCCUUUCAGCUUCUCUGCCCUACCUUUGGGGGCUGCUGGCUGAAGAGGGUCAGAGGCAGCUUCUUGGUGGUGGCCUUGGGUAGAAUUCCCUGUGCUUUGGGGUUGGGUCAGAACAUUGGGAAGCUGGCUUCAGAGAACUUUCCUCUCCAUCCAGCUGCCUGCCAGCCCUUUCCCUCCACAGCCUCACAUUUCCUUGUUCCCUUGACCCCUCCUGCCAGCCACCAGUCCUUAGUGGGCAUAGCCAAGUGGGCAGAGCAGCAGCCCUCUGGCCCCAGACUUGAUGAUGAAGCCUAGAGACCAGGUACUGAGGAGCAGACUCAGGAAAUUGCCUAUGGCUGAUGUCUAGUCUUGUCUUAUCAUGCCCCGACCCCUUUCCAGCUGGGAUGAGUUCCUGGCUCUGGGGUGUUAGGUCUAAUGAUAGCUGUGCAGUGCCCCGGUCUGUGUGUGUGUAUACCUGGCCUUCCUGCCUGGAGUGAAUUCUGGCUUGGAACAUCACUGCCCCACAUGCUGUCAGGGGUGAUAAGUGUGCAACGACGUGCAGUGGGGACCAGCAAGCUAGAGGUGUACAGGGCAAGGAUAUCUGAAGGAGUGUAGGUGGGAGCUAAGGAUUCACCCAGCCAGGAACCACAGCUUCCCACCAGUGUCUCCAGGCAGGUGGGGUUACCACCAUCUAGCUGCAAGUUCUUUGCUAGGGCCCUCUCCAGCUCGGUGCUUUGGGGUCCCAAGCUUCCUUGUUAAUUUAAGUCUGGGUACACUGGACCCCUGGGACAGUGAUGAUGGACCACCCAUUCUCUAUGCUUUGUACGGCUGUUGUAUUAUGUCCCAAAAUUCAUUACUAUUCCUGUGUUCGUAUCAGUAUUACCCCUGCCUUUCACUGAACAUUUUGUCUCACUCCCCUGAAAAUGAAUAAAGUCUUCCCAGCCCCAGUUGUAUGGGCUGGCAGAAGUCAAAUGAAA